Oryza sativa Japonica Group (Japanese rice) is the source of this 1327-nucleotide messenger RNA. RefSeq names its product ethylene-responsive transcription factor ERF022. Gene Ontology annotation, molecular function: DNA-binding transcription factor activity; DNA binding. Gene Ontology annotation, biological process: regulation of DNA-templated transcription. The record is from RefSeq and is a predicted model, not a curated record. NCBI's taxonomy places the organism in Eukaryota, Viridiplantae, Streptophyta, Magnoliopsida, Poales, Poaceae.
CUGUCUCCCCCAACCCCAUGCAUGCACCAUCAUCAAUUUCAUCUUCCUCUCUCUCUAAAAUUUCUCUCUCUUCUCCAUCUCUCUCUAUAUAUACACCUCUAAAUCGCAUCCAAGCAUCAGCUCUCACUCUCGCACUAGCUCAGCUAGCUCGCCAUUGAAGCAUUUCGCAAGAAAUCAAGCGAUCGAUCGAAGCUCGAUCAUCAGGUAGCAGCAGGCAUUGCGCGGCGGCGGCAGCAAUGGAGGUGGUGGUGAUGCAGAACGGCGGCGGCGGCGGCGGCGGGGAGAUGGCGGGGCAGUACCGAGGGGUGAGGAAGAGGAAGUGGGGGAAGUGGGUGUCGGAGAUCAGGGAGCCCGGGAAGAAGACGCGCAUCUGGCUCGGGAGCUUCGAGUCGCCGGAGAUGGCCGCCGUGGCGCACGACGUGGCCGCGCUCCGCCUCCGGGGGCGGGACGCGCGCCUCAACUUCCCGGCGAUCGCCCACCGCUUCCGCCGCCCGGACACCGCCGAGCCCGGCGACGUCCGCGCCGCCGCGCUCGAGGCCGCCGCCCAGGUCCGCUUCACCCCCGACCUCCUCGUCGUCGCCGGCGGAGACGACGCCAGACGACGAUGCUGCUCCGCCGGCGAGGCCGAGGCGGCGGCGGUGGCGGCGGCGGCGUGGGAGUGGGACGUGGUGGUCGGCGGCGGCGGCGACGAGCUGGAGGCCAAGUCGCCCAACAUGUGGGCUGAGCUGGCGGAGGCCAUGCUGAUGGCCCCACCUGUCUGGGAGGGAGGAGGAGAGACGGACAAUGACGAGUGGGCCCAGCAAGCGGCAUCCCUCUGGGACCCAUCUGUCUGGGACUACUGAUAAUCUGAUAAAUAUUCACAGCCUUUUUGGUUUUUAGAGGUGUGAAACUACAUUGAAUUGAUUUUUCUGAAACAAUGCACAACAUAUAGGAAGUGUACUCUGAAUUAGGAUGUCCCGCAAAUGCUGGAAUAAUUAACAAUUUGCCACUCUUACAAUGGAUGAGAACAGAUUUACCACUGGGUCCACAUGCCAUAGACAACGAAUGGUAAAUAUGUUAUCAUCACAUCUUAAGAGUGACAAAUAGUUAAAUGCCCCGCAAAUGCUUGGUUUUAGAACAAAUUAUGUUCUAAAUCUGCUAAUGUUUUCUAUAUAUCACUUCUGGCUAGUUUAAUAUUACGGAGGUGUAGCUAGAUAGCACAUUCAUUUGGGUGAAAGAAAGUAUGGAUGCAAUUCUUGGAUUGUUUUCUCAAUAAGGAUAAGAGAAAAUUAAGUUUAAACUAUAGGCAAAUCCAUAAUUGAAUUAAAUGAAGGUCACUCCUUACGCC